Molecule: messenger RNA, 893 nt
Organism: Cottoperca gobio
Lineage: Eukaryota; Metazoa; Chordata; Actinopteri; Perciformes; Bovichtidae
Exons: 3
Coding region: 9-629 (206 amino acids)
Source: RefSeq, a predicted model, not a curated record
UGAGUCACAUGGCCCGGGUUUCUAUUGAAACCAGUGAGAAGAGGCUUGAAGCUCAGCCUUUACUCCAUGUUUUGGAAGCCAAUGGCAGCAACAUGAGUGGAGCCCAACAGGACGGAGAAAUGACGGCAGACAGCCUCCAUCUGAACGGGACGGCAGCUUUGGGACUGCAUGACCAGGAGAUGACAACUCUGUCUGAGUUCAAAGUGUUUAACAUUGUCAUCAUUGCCCUGGCCUUAUGUAUCCUCACUAUCACCGGCCUGUACUGCAUCACUGUCUGCUACAACCGCACCAGGCAGUCAAAGAGAGCCCAGGUGUAUGAGAGUGCAGUGACCAGAGGCGAGCCGGCGGACCCUGUGGCGGUCAAAGCAGUGAAAAGGUCUACCAGCUUCAUCAACUCUCUCGCCUUCUUCAGGAAACCAGAGGCAGCAAAGGACAACUCCAGGAUCUACUACAUCUACAGUAACCCGCUGCCAGUAGGACUGAAGGAGGAAGAGGAGGGCGGGUUUAAAGCCUCACAGAGACCAGAGGAGCAAACUGCGCUGACGCUGCCGCUGUCGUUUCAGGAGUACGCCAAGGAUCCCAACAAUGGCGUCACCCUGGACCCUCCGAUUUUUUACAUGCAGCUUUAGAAUAUGGUAAAGAGUUAUUGUUGGGCUGGGAGGGAAAAGCUGUCUGAAUGUCUCGAGGCGGGCAGGAGACACACUGGAAUCUGAAAGGUCUGAGCUUUGACCCCUGCUGCUGAGUGACCAUGUACAGGCCAUUAAAGGGGCACUCCAAUGAUUUUACUCAUUCAAUUCAGUUUAGUUAUCAUGAGUGUGAAAAAACUGAUGUAUAAUGUCUUUUGUAGUUCAAGUCUAAUAAAAAAUAAUAAGUUAUCUUAGGAAAGAAUUGGA